AUUCACACACACACACACACACACAUUACUAGUAUUACUACAACUACCAUGGCUCAAACAAUGCUGCUCACUGCAAACCCUUUGUUGAAAGGUGAUCAGCCAUCGCUCAUCCAAAGGCUUAAACCUCAAUCCUUCUCUAAGCUUUUGCUCUCUCCGAGAAUUGCUAAUUCACCUCUUUCUUCCUCUUCUACAAUUGUUGCUAUCUUCAAAUCCAAAGCCAAAGCCCCUCCUCCUGCUAAGAAGGUAGUGGUGAAGCCGAAGACUGAAGAUGGGAUUUUUGGAACAUCGGGUGGAAUUGGUUUCACUAAGCAAAAUGAGCUUUUCGUUGGCCGUGUUGCUAUGAUCGGAUUCGCGGCUUCUCUAUUGGGUGAGGCAGUAACUGGGAAAGGAAUCCUUCAACAACUAAACUUGGAAACUGGGAUUCCAAUCUAUGAGGCAGAGCCUCUUCUUCUUUUCUUCAUCCUUUUCACCCUUCUGGGAGCCAUUGGUGCCUUAGGAGACCGUGGCCGGUUCGUCGACGAUGUCCCGGCCACCGGUCUUGACAAGGCAGUUAUAGCUCCUGGAAAGGGCUUUAGGGCCGCCCUUGGCCUCGGAGACGGUCCUUUAUUUGGAUUCACAAAGGCAAAUGAAUUGUUUGUUGGAAGAUUGGCUCAACUUGGAAUUGCUUUCUCUUUAAUUGGAGAAAUUAUAACCGGAAAGGGAGCACUUGCCCAGUUGAACAUUGAGACCGGAGUCCCGAUUGGUGAACUCGAACCACUUUUGUUGUUCAACAUCGUCUUCUUCUUCGUUGCUGCAAUUAACCCGGGGACGGGAAAAUUUGUUACCGACGAAGAAGAAGAUUAAAUAUAUAUCUACAUAUUUUUAACUUUUCUUUAAGUUUGUGUGUAACGUUUUGUUAGUGAAUAGUAGAACACAUUUUAAUUGGUCAUUUUCAUGUUAUAUAUUUGUCGACUUAAAAGUAA
This is a messenger RNA of Salvia hispanica, 962 nucleotides long. RefSeq names its product Chlorophyll A-B binding family protein (gene NPQ4). The record is from RefSeq and is a predicted model, not a curated record. Lineage: Eukaryota; Viridiplantae; Streptophyta; Magnoliopsida; Lamiales; Lamiaceae.